GAGCCCGGCGGAGCCGCAGCGGGAUGGGACACCGGCGGGGCACGGCCGUGCUGCUCCUCGCCUUGGGGCACCUGGCUGGGCUACUGGCAUCGGGCACCACCUGCACCAACGUGUACCAGGGCUUCACAGACUGCGUCCUCAAACUGGGGGAAAACAUGGCCACGUACGAGGAGGCAGAGGGCAUCGAGCUGCAGGGGCUGCACCGAGUUUGUGGGUACUGGGAUGAAUUUCAUACGUGUGCUCUGAGGGUGCUCUGGAAGUGCCAGAAAGAAGCAGUGGCCAUCUGGGAGAUGCUGAGACGGGAGUCUCGAAAAAUCCAAUUUCCAGGCAGCUUGUUUGACCUCUGCAGCCCCAGCACAGCCCAAAGCUUUGCCUGGACCCAUGUUCCCAACAUUUCCAUCCUUGGUAUCCCCCUCAUCAUCACUUGGCUGAAUUUAUAAACUGAAGCUCUGUAAGUGUGGCACGAAGGUGGUGGCAGCAGCACGUGUCGUGGCAUCUGAUCACUUUUUCAAACCUCUGAGAAUAGAUUGUGUGGUGCUCAGCAAACACUUGGCUCCAUCCUGCACCUGGGAGAUGCAGGAGAGCUUGGUAGCAUCUCCUGGGUUUUGCUUCUUCACUGUAAUUUGGGAUGUCUGUCCCUUCUGCCUGAAGGCACAGGCACAGAUCUGUUUGACUGCAGAACCUGGGAGCUUGUAGAUGCGGGGCAGAGGAAUUGGGGGGAAAAGUGAAAUUGGUUGUGAACACUGGAUUCUUUUGUGCUCUUCUGUGGCUCCUGGAAGGAAACCUGUUUGCUUUGCUUACCCCAUCACAUCAAUUCUCCAGAGUUUUGAUUUGGGCACUGAAGAUGUGGGCGCUUCUAUCAGUGCUAUUUGUGAGGUGCGGGGGACAGCGUGUGUCCCCUCAAGGGCAGAGAAGUGUCCCUACAGCUCUGAACUGGCCUUUUUUCUUUGAGGACAUGGUGAGACCCCUGUUGAAGAAUAAUCAAAGGUGUAUAACAGCUCUUGCACACAUCUGAACUCCUGAGUAACUCUUGUGUUAUGUAUAAAUCUCUUUUCUAAAAAACAAUAGAGGGCAAAAAUAUUUAUGGGGAGAGGACAGAAAGGAUUAUAACAACUCCUUUGCUACAAAGCUUACCCAAAGGUAUCUGUACCUGCUGGUGGCAGUGUGUGUAAUUCCAGAGUAUUAAAGUUCAUU
Molecule: messenger RNA, 1194 nt
Organism: Calypte anna (Anna's hummingbird)
Lineage: Eukaryota; Metazoa; Chordata; Aves; Apodiformes; Trochilidae
Product: neuritin-like
Exons: 3
Coding region: 24-440 (138 amino acids)
Biological process (GO): neuron projection extension; nervous system development
Cellular component (GO): plasma membrane
Source: RefSeq, a predicted model, not a curated record